This is a messenger RNA of Seriola aureovittata, 9139 nucleotides long. Its product is annotated as myosin-10-like. Gene Ontology annotation, cellular component: myosin complex. The coding region runs from base 172 to 6231 and encodes 2019 amino acids. The record is from RefSeq and is a predicted model, not a curated record. NCBI's taxonomy places the organism in Eukaryota, Metazoa, Chordata, Actinopteri, Carangiformes, Carangidae. Gene Ontology annotation, molecular function: actin filament binding; ATP binding; cytoskeletal motor activity. The transcript has 46 exons.
UUGAGAGGGUGCUGGAUGGUGGGGGAGUACCACUGAUGAGAGAGCCGAAAAGAAGGGACACAUUUAGCACCAUUAUACUUAUCCACUGGAUACUGUUAAACACCUGGGCAGAUUUUCUUCAUCUACUGUGUGUGGUGGCCAAGUGUGUUCUGCUUCUGGUUUCCAGCAGCAAUGUCACAGAGGAGUGGGCAGGAGGACCCGGAGCGGUACCUCUUUGUGGACCGCGCUGUGGUCUAUAACCCAGCCGCCCAGGCUGACUGGACUGCCAAGAGACUAGUAUGGAUCCCGUCAGAACGCCAUGGCUUCGAAGCUGCCAGCGUUCGCGAGGAGCGUGGAGAUGAGGUGGUGGUGGAGCUGGCAGAGAAUGGAAAGAAGGCGGUGGUCAACAAGGAUGAUAUCCAGAAGAUGAACCCACCAAAAUUCAGCAAAGUAGAGGAUAUGGCAGAACUCACCUGUCUGAAUGAGGCAUCUGUGCUUCACAACCUCAAAGACCGCUACUAUUCUGGCCUCAUCUACACAUACUCUGGUCUCUUCUGUGUGGUCAUAAAUCCCUACAAAAACCUGCCCAUCUACUCAGAGAACAUCAUUGAGAUGUACAGGGGCAAAAAAAGGCAUGAAAUGCCCCCUCACAUCUACGCCAUCUCAGAGUCUGCAUACAGAUGCAUGCUACAAGAUCGAGAGGACCAAUCUAUUCUUUGCACAGGUGAGUCAGGAGCUGGCAAGACUGAAAACACAAAAAAGGUCAUUCAGUACCUGGCACAUGUUGCCUCCUCCCACAAAGGAAGAAAAGACCACAACAUUCCUCCAGAAUCACCUAAACCAGUGAAACUGCAGGCUCAAAAUGCAGUCAGUGGACCCCUGUUUUAUGGUGAAUUGGAACGUCAGCUUUUACAAGCCAACCCCAUCCUUGAAUCUUUUGGGAAUGCUAAGACAGUGAAAAAUGACAACUCGUCACGAUUUGGGAAAUUCAUCCGGAUCAACUUUGAUGUCACCGGAUACAUUGUUGGAGCUAAUAUUGAAACCUACUUAUUGGAGAAAUCCAGAGCUAUUCGUCAAGCCAAAGAUGAGCGCACCUUCCACGUUUUUUACCAGCUGCUGGCUGGAGCUGGAGAGCACCUCAAAUCGGACCUGCUUUUGGAAGGAUUCAACAAUUACCGUUUCAUGUCCAACGGUAACAUCCCAAUCCCGGGACAGCAGGAUAAAGACAACUUCCAUGAGACGAUGGAGGCCAUGCACAUCAUGAGCUUUGCUCAUGACGAGAUUCUAGCCAUGUUGAAGGUCGUGUCCUCGGUGCUUCAGUUUGGUAACAUUGUCUUCAAGAAGGAGAGGAAUACUGACCAAGCUUCUAUGCCUGAUAAUACUGCUGCUCAGAAGCUAUGUCACUUGCUGGGUAUGAAUGUAAUGGAGUUUACCAGAGCUAUCCUGUCACCAAGGAUCAAAGUGGGAAGAGACUAUGUCCAGAAAGCGCAGACUAAAGAACAGGCUGACUUUGCUGUUGAGGCUCUGGCUAAAGCAACAUAUGAGCGUCUGUUCCGCUGGCUGGUCCAUCGUAUUAACAAAGCUCUGGACAGAACCAAACGCCAGGGGGCCUCCUUCAUCGGCAUCCUGGACAUUGCUGGUUUUGAGAUUUUCCAGUUGAACUCGUUUGAGCAGCUGUGUAUCAACUACACCAAUGAGAAGCUGCAGCAGCUCUUCAACCACACCAUGUUCAUCCUGGAGCAGGAGGAGUACCAGAGGGAGGGCAUUGAGUGGAGCUUCAUCGACUUCGGCCUGGACCUGCAGCCUUGCAUCGAUCUUAUUGAGAGGCCGGCAAACCCUCCAGGAGUGUUAGCUCUGCUGGAUGAAGAGUGCUGGUUCCCCAAGGCCACAGACAGGACCUUCAUAGACAAGUUGAUCCAGGAGCAGGGCACACACACCAAGUUCCAGAAGCCCCGUCAGCUCAAAGAUAAGGCCGACUUCUGCAUCAUCCACUACGCCGGCAGGGUGGACUACAAAGCUGAUGAGUGGUUAAUGAAGAACAUGGACCCUCUAAACGACAAUGUGGCCACUCUUCUGCAUCAGUCAACUGACAAAUUUGUAGCUGAACUUUGGAAAGAUGAGAUUCAGACCAUUCAAAGGGCUUCAUUCUAUGACAAUGUCACUAGUCUGGAUGAGCCAGCAGUUGACCGUAUCGUAGGCCUGGACCAAGUGGCAGGAAUGAACGAGACAGCCUUUGGUGCUACCUACAAAACGAAAAAGGGCAUGUUUCGCACAGUGGGACAGCUCUACAAGGAGUCGCUCACGAAACUCAUGGCCACACUGAGGAACACCAACCCCAACUUUGUCCGCUGCAUUAUCCCCAACCACGAAAAAAGAGCUGGUAAAUUAGAGCCUCACCUGGUUCUGGACCAGCUGAGGUGUAAUGGAGUCCUGGAGGGGAUUCGCAUCUGCAGACAGGGUUUCCCCAACCGCAUCGUCUUCCAGGAGUUCAGACAGAGAUAUGAGAUUUUGACACCUAACGCGAUCCCCAAGGGAUUUAUGGAUGGGAAACAAGCCUGUGAAAGAAUGAUCCGAGCCCUGGAGCUGGACCCCAACUUGUUCCGUAUUGGUCAGAGUAAGAUCUUCUUCAGAACAGGUGUUCUGGCUCACCUGGAGGAGGAGAGAGACCUGAAGAUCACUGACAUCAUCAUCUACUUCCAGUCUGUGUGCCGUGGAUACUUGGCACGCAAGGCCUUUACUAAAAAGCAGCAGCAGCUGAGUGCGCUGAAGGUCCUCCAGAGGAACUGUGCUGCUUACUUGAAGUUGCGACACUGGCAGUGGUGGAGGCUUUUCACCAAGGUGAAGCCUCUGCUGCAGGUCACCAGGCAGGAAGAGGAGCUGCAAGCCAAAGAUGAGGAGCUGAUAAAGGUGAAGGAGAGACAGCUUAAGGUGGAGAAUGAACUAGUGGAGAUGGAGAGGAAACACCAACAGCUCAUAGAGGAGAAGAAUAUUCUAGCAGAGCAACUCCACGCAGAGACGGAGCUGUUUGCCGACGCCGAGGAGAUGAGAGUUCGUCUGCUUUCUAGGAAGCAAGAGUUAGAGGAGAUCCUUCAUGACCUGGAGUCUAGGGUGGAGGAAGAGGAGGAAAGAAACCAAAGCCUGCAGAAUGAGAAGAAGAAGAUGCAGUCACACAUCCAGGACCUGGAGGAGCAGCUCGAUGAGGAGGAAGCUGCAAGACAGAAGCUGCAGCUGGAUAAAGUGACAGCUGAGGCAAAGAUCAAGAAGAUGGAGGAGGACAUUCUGCUGCUGGAGGACCAAAACUCCAAGUUCCUCAAGGAGAAGAAGCUGCUGGAGGACAGGAUCGGUGAGAUGACCUCCCAGCUGACCGAGGAGGAGGAAAAGGCGAAGAACCUCAGCAAGGUCAAGAACAAGCAGGAGAUGAUGAUGGCUGACCUGGAGGAGCGUUUAAAAAAGGAGGAGAAAACGCGCCAGGAGCUGGAGAAGGCCAAACGCAAACUGGAUGCUGAGACGACUGACCUGCAGGACCAGAUCGUUGAGCUGCAGGUCCAGAUAGAGGAGCUGAAGAUCCAACUGACCAAGAAGGAAGAGGAACUGCAGGCUGUUCUGGCCAGGAGUGACGAGGAGGUCGUCCAGAAGAACAACGCCUUGAAGCAGGUUCGGGAGCUGCAGGCACAGCUAGUUGAACUUCAGGAGGAUCUGGAGUCAGAGAAGAUAUGUCGAAGCAAAGCAGAAAAACUCAAGAGGGACCUGAGUGAGGAGCUUGAGGCUCUGAAGACGGAGCUGGAAGACACGCUGGACACCACCGCCGCCCAGCAGGAGCUCAGGACCAAGCGAGAGCAAGAGGUGGCAGAGCUGAAGAAGGCCAUAGAUGAGGAGACCAAAAACCACGAGGCUCAGAUCCAGGAAAUGAGACAGAGGCACGCCACAGCACUGGAGGAACUCUCAGAGCAGCUGGACCAAGCCAAAAGGUUCAAGGCCAACCUGGAGAAGAACAAGCAGAGUCUAGAGAGUGACAACAGAGAGUUGGCCUGUGAGGUGAAGAGUCUGCAGCAAGCAAAGACGGAUUCAGAACACAAGAGGAAAAAACUGGAAACCCAGCUGCAGGAGUUUAUGGCCAGGGGCACCGAGGUAGAGAGGGCCAAGGGAGAGCUGGCUGAACGUUCACACAAACUCCAGACGGAGCUGGACAAUGUAUCCACUCUGCUGGAGGAGGCGGAAAAGAAGGGCGUCAAACUGGCCAAGGAAGUUGACAACCUCAACGGCAAACUGCAAGACUCAGAGGAGUUGCGGCAGGAGGAGACACGUCAGAAGCUGAACCUGAGCGGCCAAAUCCGCCAGCUGGAGGUGGACAAGAACACCUUGAUGGAGCAGCAGGAGGAGGAAGAGGAGGCACGACGCAACCUGGAGAAACAGCUGCAGUCAGUGCAAACUCAGCUGUAUGACACAAAGAAAAAGCUGGAGGAUGAUGUGGGAGCGAUGGAGGGCCUGGAGGAGGUGAAGAAGAAACUCCAGAAGGACAUGGAGCUGACCAGCCAGCGUCUGGAGGAGAAGACCAUGGCCAUGGACAAGAUGGAGAAGACCAAGAACCGACUGCAGCAGGAGCUGGACGACCUGAUGGUGGACCUGGACCACCAGAGACAGAUCGUCUCCAACUUGGAGAAGAAGCAGAAGAAGUUUGACCAGAUGCUGGCCGAGGAGAAGACCAUCUCAGCUCGUUAUGCUGAGGAGCGUGACCGUGCGGAGGCUGAGGCCAGAGAGAAGGAAACCAAGGCUCUGUCUAUGGCCAGAGCUCUGGAGGAGGCCUUGGAGGCUAAAGAGGAACUGGAGCGGUUUAAUAAGCAGCUCCGUGCUGAAAUGGAGGACCUGAUGAGCUCCAAGGAUGAUGUAGGGAAGAAUGUCCAUGAACUGGAGAAAUCCAAGCGUAUGCUGGAGCAACAGGUGGAGGAGAUGAGAACACAGCUGGAAGAGCUGGAGGACGAGCUGCAGGCCACAGAAGAUGCCAAACUGCGUCUUGAGGUCAACAUGCAGGCCAUGAAGGCCCAGUUUGACCGAGACUUGCAAGCCAGAGACGAACAGGGAGAGGAGAAGAAGAGGGCGCUGGUAAAACAGGUGCGUGAGAUGGAAGCAGAAUUGGAGGAUGAGAGGAAACAGAGAACUCUGUCUGUCGCUGCCAAGAAGAAGCUGGAGAUGGACCUGAACGAGCUGGAGGGACAGAUCGAAGCUGCCAACAAAGGCAGGGACGAGGCAAUCAAACAGCUCCGAAAACUACAGGCUCAGAUGAAGGACUAUCAGAGGGAGCUGGAGGAUGCCAGAGCCUCCAGGGAUGAGAUCUUCACCCAGUCCAAGGAGAACGAGAAGAAACUCAAGAGCCUAGAAGCUGAAAUCUUACAGCUACAGGAGGACCAUGCCGCAUCAGAGAGAGCCCGUCGACAUGCUGAGCAGGAGAGGGAUGAGCUUGCUGAUGAGAUCUCCAACAGCGUCUCUGGAAAGUCGUCACUGCUGGAGGAGAAGAGGAGGCUGGAGGCUCGUAUUGCCCAGUUGGAGGAGGAGCUGGAGGAGGAGCAGGGUAACAUGGAGAUGCUCAACGACCGCUUCAGAAAGACCACCCUGCAGGUCGAAAGCCUGAACACAGAGUUGUCUGGAGAGCGUAGCGCUGCACAGAAGAGUGAGAAUGCUCGACAACAGAUGGAACGACAGAAUAAGGAUUUGAAAGCUAAGCUUGCAGAGCUGGAAGGGGCUGUCAAGUCAAAGUUUAAGGCAUCCAUCGCUGCCCAGGAAGCCAAGAUCCUGCAGCUGGAGGAGCAGCUGGAGCAGGAGGUCAAGGAGAGAGCAGCAGCUAACAAAAUCGUCCGUCGCACAGAGAAGAAGUUAAAGGAGGUGAUGAUGCAGGUGGAGGAUGAGCGUCGCCAUGCCGACCAGUACAAGGAGCAGAUGGAGAAAGCCAACUCUCGUAUGAAGCAGCUGAAGCGUCAGUUGGAGGAGGCGGAGGAGGAAGCCACCAGGGCCAACGCCUCCCGCAGGAAGCUGCAGAGGGAGCUGGAUGACGCCACCGAGGCCAGUGAGGGUCUCACCCGGGAGGUCAACUCCCUCAAGAACCGCCUCAGGAGUGGGGGUCCAGUCAGCAGCUUCUCCUCCAGCCGCUCAGGCCGCCGUAACCUCAACCUAGACGGUGCCUCUGUCGACCUGUCAGACGACGACGCCGACAGCCGCGCCGGCGACUUCAAUGAGACACAAACCCCCAACGUGGAGUAAUUACAGCUACACUUCGUCCUCGCUUUUCCCCUCUCCUCACCUCGCCACUCCCCACCUCCCCUUCAACUCUUCCACCUAUGACCUGGGCCCAGUUUUCCCCAAGUGAUUCCACGGCGUCAGCAUGGUCUUCAUUAAUUUCAAACCACUGACUGGACAGACGGUUGGAGCGAUGAGCUGUUUUAUGGUAAAGCUGGGCAGAGUGCCCUGGCAACGCGCCUCUGCUCUUUUUGUAUCAGAUACCACUGCAGGGAAAAUCCACCGCCCUCCCCUGAAGAAAAGCCUCCAGACCUGGAGAGUCACAGGGGCAAACGGACAAUUCUGCCUUACUCUCUUCUCCUCUGGCAAGCUGCUAGCCAUGGCUCAUCUGUCGGCCAUGUAUCAUCUCAGCAUCAUAACGUAACAACAACCCCUCCCCCCUCCCAUCAGACGCGAAGUUAUCUGCUCAGCUUAUUGAGAAAGUAUGCAUAGGUACAAAGUGCUUUUUAUACAUAUGAAUCUGUGUGUGUGCGUGAUGUAGGCAGAGGCUGUGAGGUGUGCACACAUCGAAUAUGUAACGUGUAAACGCACUCCAUACUGGAAAAUGCAGGACUACAGGAAAAUGUAUUUCACUCUGGUGUUGUUGUUGGUGUUCUGCUCACUAGUUGUGUAAAAGCCAUCUGAUGCGCGACACACUCCCUCCUUCCAGUGUUCAAAUUGACGGUCCAUUCAGAGGAAAUACACAAAACCAUGGUCACGCUGGCCUUUGGAAUGCCGCGCCUGCUGCUUUUGUUGCAUGAGUCUCCCUCUGAUGUACAGACUACAACUCUACAGGAACGACUAACAUCUCGGGACAUGCAAUACAACAAAAUGGACUCUGAAUUGAAAAUGUAUUACUGUGAAAAAAAAAAGGUAUUUUAUUUUCUCUGUUGCUUCAUCUCAACAUUUAGAAUGUCUAGCUGAGGUUUUAACUGGGAAUCUCAUAGCUCAUAAGGUUAACUGUUUUGUACUGUUGACCACUGGGAACACUAUUUGGUUUGUAAGUAUAUUGUCCUCCAGUGUGGACCGACUUGAGCUGCGAAUGAUGCAGAGAUGCUGGAAAAUGCACAGAACUGCACAGGAAGAUGUUUGAAUUUUUAACUGGAAACCAACAGGAGACAAAAGCUCUUACUGGAAGCACUAAAGUGGCGCUCAGUCCACGUUUUCAAUGUGACACUACUAAAUGGUUACAGCUUAGGUUAAACAUGUAGUUUGAUUAGAAAUGGAGACUUCAUCUUAGUGUUUGUUUGUGCCUAGUCCCAGUUUGUGUUAUUACAUUUGAGUCACAGAGCUAAGUAUCAGUUUUUCUGAAUAAUUAAUACCUGCCGAUCUUUUGAAACUUCAAAGAUCGUUAACACUUAAUACUGUUUUGAGUGUUUUUUUUCUAAAUCCUCAGAUCCUCUAAACAUUUUGAUGAAAAAUUAUUCCGCCUGUUGCAUGAUAAAAUUUUUACCUUUUAAGUCAGCAUGGACAAGUUGUCCUUUAGCAACCAGAAAAACUAUAAAAUGUCAAUAUCUGUAAUUCUAUGACAACGGUUUGUAACUGUUUUCCCAAGUGGCGACUAUUUCCUAAUUCAAACAAAGAUGGUAGCUGGAAAUCACAUUUGUCUUCGCUGAGUUUGUGCGUCAUGAAACAAAAUUAAAAGUAAAGUUAAGUUACAUUUGUCUGUAUUAAUGUCAAAUUUGCUAUGCUAUUUGUUUUUUUUUGAAAAUAUAAAAAAAGUUAUAACUUUCUUGUAAUGUACAAGACGAGCUUGGACGUAUGUCAUUUCUGGGUACCUGCAUAGGAAAUUGGGAAACAGGUUAAAAAAGUGUUGACUGAAGAAUCUCAUGGCCCAUUAGCACUGUAGCUGUAGCUGACUUUUAUUGUGCAACAGACAACAGAAAGAGUUUAUGUGGGUCAAAGAUACCCAGACGUUUACUAUUAAGAAACUUGUAGCUCUGUGACACAUUUGUAAUGGUGAAACAUAAUGAUGAACAAACUAGGGCUGGUUUGUGCCAUGAUUUUGUGAGUUGAAGCCUGACUCUUCACACUACCGACAGACCAGUGACAGGUUGUCUGAAAACAAACUUUUUAAUUCUUUCCUUGGAAUUUUAGCCCAAGUACCUUUAAUAGCAUCUUUUCGCGAGGUGAAGACGGGCUCAGCUUGAAAUACAGCAGCAAACUCAACAGUUGAACCACUACAGUGUGAAAAAACAUGUCAGGAUACUCAUAUCCAUCUACCAACUUCAUUUAGUCUUUAUUUUGGAUAUGCUGAUUAGGAUGGUUGUCUAUGGCAGACCACUUUGCCCUUCUCCUCAAAUGUUAACACUUAACAGUAUGUUUCUUUAAAAGUGCCUUAGACACUAAAUAAGAACAUAAGUGGGCAAAGAUUUCAUUACAGAUGUGAAACAAAACCCUCAUAAGAUCAAACAGGUACAUCAAGAAGAUAUUCAGCGCUUAAUCUUCUCUUUCUUUUGUAUCGUUGCUGUGCUUCAUAUCAUAUCCACUGUGUACCUCUAUGUUCAUAAUAACCUCAUAGCUAGAGUGUUUGGGUCAAAAUCAGUAUUAUAGUUUUAUUAUUAACUACAUGAGAAGCAGAGCCCUCAGCAGCUGCAUGUCCCAAAAUUAUUUUUGAACUAAGAUUUUUUCCCCUGUAACCACUCACAGGUGAGUACUCAAGUUAUUUUGGGAAAUGAUGCUCUGCACAGUAUUUCAUUUGGUUGGAAGCUUUAACAUCCAUAAGUAGUUAACUCAUUUUUUUUCUUCUAUUAUUAUCCAGCUGGCUGUUGACAACCAGGCAUUCAACUGCAAAUACUCCCAUCUUAUUAUUUCUUGUAUACCUGUAUUUCUAGAUGGUAAUUUUUUUUUCUGUUUUGUUUUUGUAAAAGGAAAAUAAAGCAUAUUCAUUGUA